CCUCGUUGUGCACCAGAACUGUGAUGUGGAAAUAGAGAGAGGGAGAUAGAGAAAUAAGGAAUUCGACGUGAAUUUCUGUUGCAGCCACAGGAUCGUGGUCGUUGAGUUUGUGAGAGAGUGAAACUCAUUACUAAGAGAAGUAGAAAGUACUCGAAUGAAUUGAGGAAUUUUCAUCUAAAAGUUAAUGUUUUGAGGUGGGUGUACUCGUAAAAUGGACAACAACAAUCAACUUUCUCCUAAUCUAAACAAAACCCCUGAUGAAAUGGAUAGGCCAACUGAUAACGAAGGUGUUGCCGAGAUGGACCAUGCCCAAGGUGUUGAUGAGUGUGGGAUGUAUAACAUCACUCCAUGCAGCCCAACUAUGGAUGUAUCAUUGGAACGGCUAGGCAUAUGCCCUCGUCAAGACGCAGCUCAUCCCACUUUCACCACUCCGGAGUCACGUAUGGAGUCAUACUCUUCAUGGCCUCUGCAUAUUAAGUUACGCCCAGGAGCUCUUUGUGAUGCAGGAUUUUAUUACACUGGAAAAGGUGACAAAACUGUCUGCUUCCAAUGUGGAGGAGGUCUAAAAGACUGGGAGGAAAAUGAUGAUCCCUGGAAGGAACACGCUAGGUAUUUUCCCAAAUGUACAUACCUAAUCCAAAAGCAAGGCCGGGACUUCAUCAAUGAAGUUCUCGGAAAGAAUUGUCGUCAGGCUCUAAAUGUGCCCAUUCCAGAAGAUGCCCAGUCAGUUAAUGUUACAGCAGCUGCUUCUAGCUUGGAAGAAAGCUCUUCCAUGCCUGAGGUUUCAUCAAGUGAUGUAGGAAGUAGUGGUUACGGAAGUGGUGGCAGUUUUGCUGAUGAAGCCUCCAGUUCUCAAGAGGCAAGCAAACCUGCGACAAAAGUGCUAACUGAUCAGACAGCUUGCAAAAUUUGUUAUGCUGAAGAAAUCGGGGUUGUGUUUUUACCGUGUGGACACUUGGUCUCAUGUGUUAAUUGUGCUCCAUCACUGAAGACCUGUGCUGUGUGUCGAAAGCCGUUUUCUGCUACAGUUAGGGCAUAUCUAUCUUAAAUCAAAUCCAUUAUGUAAUGCACAAUGACUGGUUCUUUCCCUUUUUUUUCUCUCAAGUGUGUUUGUGUGUGUGUUUGUUGUGAAUUGAGUAUUUUUAAUUUGUGCUUUUGUGCUUUUCUAUGAAGGAAUUUGAUUGUUGCAAUUUUUACUGGUGUGUGUACUAUGUAGAACCCCUUUUGCCUUGUAUAUGGAUCUCAAUGAACUUAAAAGCACUGUAAGCUUUUCUUCAAAAUGUAUGUAUUUCUGUAUAUUGUACAUGGGUUCAGCUAUAGUUUUAUUUUGUGUCUUUCCUGAUAUACUUCUAUGUAUUUCUACUUUGUACAAAAAAGUUGUCUUUAUUAAUUGUUGGCCAGGUGGAGGAACAAUGUGACGAAGUCCGAUCGUGAGGUAUAUUGACUAAAUCAAGUUUAGCCUGUAGGAGGCUUAAAGUAUCUAGCUGCAAAAAUGUCUGCAUUUUCCCCCUGUUAAAUGAAUAUUCCCAGAAUAUUCUUAGAAGCCAAAGCCUUCACAACUUUGUGAUAUUUUGUGACUGAUUAAGUUGCAGAUGUGAUUUUGAUAUUUUUGAGCAUCUAAGUCAUAGUAUAAAACCCUUUUUUUUAUUUUUUACAGUAUGAUGCAAGAUCACCAAUUCUUUACUGGUGUUGAAUUUAAACACCACUCCCUGUAUGAGUCGUGGAAUCUCUUUUGUCUCGUAUUUUUAUGCCUAGUAUUUUUUUUUUUUUUUUUUAAUUUUUUUGUCUUACAAUCAUGUAGGGUGUAGGCAAAAUAUUUUCUUGUAUAUAUAUGUACUUGUAGAGGCUCUGAAGUAGAGCAAGACUUGCUUAUUUGAUCCUUCGUUAACUCCAGUUUUCAUUAAAGUCUAUUCUGUUAAAAAAAGGUAUCUAAAGUCUGCAUGACAUUCCUGCACCUAUGACCCCCUUUUGUCUUGUUUUUAAAUAGUAGCUGUAAGUGGUAUUAUAUGUAGUCUUUGUAAGUUGAGAUGUAACAAUCAUGUAUUAAAGGAAUGUUUUCCUUUUGAAUUUAUUUGAUUCUGUGCAAAACUGAAAAAUAAACUUAAAUUACCACAUUA
Molecule: messenger RNA, 2117 nt
Organism: Frankliniella occidentalis (western flower thrips)
Lineage: Eukaryota; Metazoa; Arthropoda; Insecta; Thysanoptera; Thripidae
Product: baculoviral IAP repeat-containing protein 2-like
Exons: 5
Coding region: 212-1048 (278 amino acids)
Biological process (GO): regulation of cell cycle; negative regulation of apoptotic process; positive regulation of protein ubiquitination
Cellular component (GO): cytoplasm; nucleus
Molecular function (GO): cysteine-type endopeptidase inhibitor activity involved in apoptotic process; ubiquitin protein ligase activity
Source: RefSeq, a predicted model, not a curated record